AACACAGAUGAAACUCAAUAAACUCAGAGACAGAGAACGUUGGACUGAAGCAGAGGUGGAACAGAACAGCACGAAGAUGCUUCGCUUCAUUCAACGCUGGAAAAAUAACAAACAAAUAAACAAAGAACAAUAAGACCUGCUGCCAAAGAGAGAGAGAGAGAGAGAGAGAGAGAGAGAGAGAGAGCUCCAUAGGGAAUGAAUGGAGGUAGAGAGGUAAAGUGACACAGAAAGAAGGCCCCCACCACCACCUCCAUUGUUUUUUUGAGGGGGGCUGGUUUGAGGUGAGAGCGGUCGAGCUCCAUAAAGAAUGAACAGGGAGAGAGAGAGGGGGAGUGUCGUCAGGUAAAACAGGAGAAGAAGAAGAAGAAAGAGGAUAAAACCACAGAGGAAGAAGUUUGUGCUUCAAUAAAGGACAGAUUCAGGAAGAAGAAGAAGAGGAAACACCUGUGGCUUCCAAGCAGCGCUCUUUCACCCUGACUGCUGGAGCGAUUGAUUGACUGGUCAGUUUUAACCCUGACGUGCCAUCAUGUCAUCAAACAUCAACGUCUCCCUGGACAAUCCGUACGGUCAGGUGACCAUCCCGAGGGCUAAGCUCCGCCCCUCUGAUGAUGUUGCAACAGUGAUAGCCAAUCCAGUGGCUCUGAGCAGUCACGACGGGAACCCGUACAGCGCUUCGAGCUCCGCCCCCCCGCCACCAUACAUGGUGAAGGAAGACAAAGGGGGAGAGGAGGAGGGGGGAGGCAGGUGUCGCGCCUGCUGCUACCGCUGCAGGAGGAGGAAGUGAUAUCAGCAUGACGGGACAUGACAUCACAGUGACAGGAUGUGAUGUCAGCACACCAGGAGGAUUUUGAUUGGCUCAGAAUUAUUUAUUCAUGGGUCAAUGUUUCUGUUAUUCCCCUGAGGAAAUGUCAAAGGAAGGAAGGAAAGGAAACAAGAACACAACUGAGGAGGUGAAAGAAGGAAAGGAGGGAAGGAAAGGUUGUGAACUUGAGAAAGUUGUUUCUCAGUGGCGGCCAUUUUGUGUCAUUUUAAUGUGGAAAACUAAAAAACUAUCAACUUCCUGUUUAGGUUAAAAAACUGAGAUGAAGUUGAGAUGAAGUUUUAAAGACGAAUCAUCAAGAUUCAGACAAGAGCUCAAGGUCCACUUACUGAAAUAUUUCUGAAGCUCAGAGAAGAAGACUGAGCAACGCAGCUGAAAGCUUCAGGAAUAAGCAGGUAAGUGAACUUUGAGUUGAGGUUUUUCUGACAAACAGAAUCAUAAUUUUAACAACAACGAUUAUUUGAUGAAGCAAAAUAACAUGAAUGUUGAAACCAGAUUUAAUGUAACGUUUGUGAUCGCAGAGCUUUUCCUCCCUCGUUCGUCCAUUUUUCAUCCGUUACUUUAUUUUUCUUUCUUUGGUUUAAAAACCAGAGAAAGAUCAGACGUUUGUUCAUGUUGAAGCAGAUUAGACACAAAAUGGCCGCCACUGAUGUAACAGUGACUAAAACUAAUGAAUUAUUAAUGUAAUUUCAUCAUCACUGUGAUUCUGACAGUGAAACACGAGGUGAAUGAUUUUACAGCAAUGAAUCCAUUUAACCUUCGUCUGACACUAACAAGCUUCUUUCUUAUUAAAUGACUUUUGAAUUUCACACAAAUGUUCAGGAUUUUUUCAAAGAUCUUUUUAGAAAGCAACGCUGAAAUUUCCUGAAACACCUGUGUACGUUAGAAAAAUGGAGAUUUUGGACAUUUUUAGAAGAUUUCUUUCUUUUUUCUUUGUGUUUUGUAUUGAUUCAGUUUCACUCAGCUUUUCCUUCGUCAGAUGAAAUGAUUACGAUGAUGAUUUUUGUUUGUUUUUUUUCAGAAAGUGUUAAACUUUUUCCAUAAAGUAUUUCGAUUUUUUUUUCAUGACAGCGACUCAGAACAUUUUAGUUUGAAGGAGGUUUUGAAGUCAAAGUGUAAAAAUGUGUGAGUGUGGAAUCAGAUUAUUGUUCUGUGAUUGAUUUAUGGAUCAGGGCAAAUAAAGAGCACGUGAAGAUGAACUCCGAUAAAGUGACUGAAGUCUGUUUGAAACGUAAACUGAUCUGUGUUCACGUCAUUCAGUCAGUCGACUGCAGGCGUCUUUCACUCUCUGAUCUGGAAUCAGUAAAAACAGCUGAGUGCAGACGCCUGCAGACAAAGCUCAGGGCGAAAAAACAACCUCGCACAUGUAAACGCACACGCAUUUUACACAGGUUACAGUUUCUGUCUCUCUCUGUUGCCGUGGAAACCUCAGUCUGUCCACGCUGAGCUGUAACCUGAUAGGUUGACACCAGUAGCCAAUAGAAACCUGAGAACCUCAACUUUCUAUUGGCUGAUCAGGUUACAGUUCAGAUUAUUGAUUAUUUAAUGUGUUCAAAUUUUAUAUGAUCAAAGUUUAAAUCUGAAUAUUUGUUAUAUAUGUAAACUUAUAUUUACACAUUAGUUCUGUAUCAUUGUGAAAGUAUUGAUCUGUUAUUGAUUUUGUCUCAUUUCUACAUUUUUAUUUACAGGAAAUGCUUCAUGUUAUUUUUGAUAUUUUUGCUUUUUACAGAAUCAGAAACUCGACUGAUGUUUCUGAGCUCGUGGGAAAGUUUACGUUAAAAACUCGUUUCAUUAACUGUUUGAUGAUGAAUUGACUCAGAGACUCGAGCGUUGGGCGAGCGAGGUUGAAUUAUUGAUGAAGGUGGCUCUCUCUCUCUCUGACGACGAUAACAAAGGAACAGAGAAGAAAAGAGAGAGAACAGCGAGACCGAAAAGGAAAGAAAGAAGAAGACAGAGCUGAUAAAAACAAAAAGAGAAAGAAAACGAUAAAAAAGAAGAAGAAAGGAAAAAGGAGAGGAAGGACUGACCAAGGAACGGAGUGAAAAGUCAAGUGGAAUAAAAGACGAGGAGAGAAGAAGAAAAACUAGGAUGAGAGGAGACAAAACACUGGAGUAAAAGACGAGAAGAAGGAAGGAAAACUGAAAAACGAGAGAGGAAGAAAUAAAAGGAAAAAGCAGAAUGAAAGACGUCAAGAAGAGUAAACAAUAAACAGAAAGGAGGACGAGAGAAUGUGAAGAAAAACAAACAAGAAGAAGAAAAAAUCCAGGUGAGUCUGUGAUGACGUGAAGAAUCUGACCAAUCACAGUUGCUGUAAAUUGUUUGUUUCAUUCGUAUGAAAAAUAUCUUUGCUGAUCAACACGAACUGACUCUGGUCCCAGUCUGACUCUGACUCUGGUCCCAGUCUGACUCUGGCCCUGGUCCCAGUCUGACUCUGACACUGGUCCCAGUCUGACUCUGACUCUGGUCCCAGUCUGACUCUGACUCUGGUCCCAGUCUGACUCUGGCCCUGGUCCCAGUCUGACUCUGACACUGGUCCCAGUCUGACACUGAUCCCAGUCUGACUCUGGUCCCAGUCUGACUCUGACUCUGGUCCCAGUCUGACUCUGGCCCUGGUCCCAGUCUGACUCUGACACUGGUCCCAGUCUGACUCUGACAUUGGUCCCAGUCUGAUUCUGACUCUGGUCCCAGUCUGACUCUGACACUGGUCCCAGUCUGACACUGACUCUGGUCCCAGUCUGACCCUGGCCCUGGUCCCAGUCUGACUCUGACUCUGGUCCUAGUGAAAAACAGAAACUUUUCUUCUUUGUCCAAUCAGAACAAAAUGUCUGAUGACAAAAAAAAAGAAGAGGAGGAGGAAGAGGAAGUGACCUGUCACCCCUGCCCCCCUACUCCGCCUCCUCUCUCCUCUGUUGCCAUGGAGUCAAUGUCGUUGCCGAGGAGACAGGACCUGGUGUGCAUCGUGUGUUUCGGCAGCUACGACUUAGCGAUGCGGUUGCCCCGGCGACUGCAUUGCGGCCAUGCCUUCUGCCAGGCGUGUCUGAAAAGGCUGGACACGGUCAUCAACGAACAGGUGUGGAUCCCAUGUCCUCAGUGUCGACAGAACACGCCUCGGCCCAGAGGAGGAGCAGCGGGUCUGGACCUGGACUUGGCCUCCUUCCUGGGAGUGAAGGCCCAGCAGACCUGCACCUCCUCCUGCUCCUCGUCCUCCUGGAGCGCCGGUCGCAGGGAGGGGGAGGCUGCGAGAGAUGCGUCUCAGGACGGGAAGCUGUGGCUGGGGAAGGAGGUCGCUGACGACGGCUGGUCACACGGUGGUUUGGCUGAGCCGCGUUUCCAUCGCUAUGGCAACUGCUGCCCGCCGCUGUCCUAUUGGUUGUGCUGCUGGUUGUGUUGCCAGGGGCGGGGCUAAGACUCUGCUUUAGCUGAUGUAAAAACUUUAUU
Molecule: messenger RNA, 4258 nt
Organism: Toxotes jaculatrix (banded archerfish)
Lineage: Eukaryota; Metazoa; Chordata; Actinopteri; Toxotidae
Gene: rnf224
Product: ring finger protein 224
Exons: 4
Coding region: 3642-4226 (194 amino acids)
Source: RefSeq, a predicted model, not a curated record